This is a messenger RNA of Aspergillus welwitschiae, 3828 nucleotides long. Its product is annotated as FAD/NAD(P)-binding domain-containing protein. The record is from RefSeq and is a predicted model, not a curated record. The transcript is spliced from 10 exons. Gene Ontology annotation, molecular function: NADP binding; flavin adenine dinucleotide binding; alpha-L-fucosidase activity. Lineage: Eukaryota; Fungi; Ascomycota; Eurotiomycetes; Eurotiales; Aspergillaceae. Gene Ontology annotation, biological process: carbohydrate metabolic process. Bases 1 to 3828 code for a protein of 1275 amino acids.
AUGUCCCCAAUCAAAAGCGUGGCUGUCAUUGGCACGGGGCCUGCCGGCGCCAUUGCCGUGGACGCCCUGAUGCAGGAGAAAGCAUUUGACAGGGUCCGUGUGUUCGAGAGACAAGAGAAAGCUGGUGGGUGCUGGGUAUCGCGAAACGAGAAACAGGUGCCCUUGGAUGUCGAUAAGCUUUCCACAAGGACGGCGGAUGCUCCUAUCCCUAUUCCGUCCGAAUUGCCUGCAUCCACACCAGCAUUGGCCCAGCAUCGCUUUACUGACUCCCAUAUCUACCCGAACUUGCACACCAAUGUGGAUGCCUCGACCAUGGAGUACUCGCAGGAGUCGAUCCCGGCUAUCCGGUCGGAGAUGUCAAUUGCGUUGCAUGGACCUGACACCCCUUUCCGCCAUCACACAGUGAUCCGCCAGUACAUUGAGGAUCUCCUGAACCGCAAUGGCUAUCAAGAUCUUGUAGAAUACAACACGACCGUGGAACGUGCGGUCAAAAACCCCAAGACCGGUAAAUGGGAACUGAUAUUGCGCCGGGCCGGCAAGCCUGGUGGGUAUGAUUACUGGUGGAGUGAGAGUUUUGAUGCACUGGUGGUUGCCUCGGGGCACUACUCUGUGCCUUUUAUCCCCUCUAUCCCCGGCCUGAAAGAAUGGAUCGGCAAAUACCCAGAGAAUGUGUUGCACACGAAGCAGUAUCGCGGUCCCGAACGCUAUCGCGGAAAGAAAGUCAUCACCGUUGGAGCUUCGGUGUCUGCCGCAGAUACCGCGGUCAGUCUGAUCGGCUCUGCGCAAUCCCCCAUCCACGCUGUGGUUCGCGGUCGGUAUAACCCUUACUUUGGGGAUUGGGCUUUCAGACACCCUUCUAUCAGUCGUAAACCGCCAAUUUCGCGCGUUGAAAGUGGAAAUGGUCAGCGGACGGUGUACUUUGAAGAUGGAACCUCGGUCUCGGAUGUGGACUAUAUCAUCUUCGGAACGGGCUUCACCUGGGCAUUGCCAUACCUGCCGGAUAUCCCGACUAGAAAUAACCGUGUUCCGGAUCUGUACUUGCACAUCUUCCAUCAAAGCGAUCCAACCCUUGCCUUUUUAGGAGCGGUUGGCGCUGGAUUGACUUUCAAGAUUUUCGAAUGGCAGGCCGUGGCUGCCGCGCGAGUCCUGGCUGGCAAGGCCCAAUUGCCACCCUUGGAGGAACAGCAGAAAUGGGAACAAGAUCGGAUCGCAAAGAAGGGUGAUGGACCCGCGUUCAGCACCAUCAACCCGGACUUCCGGGAGUAUUUCGAGACUCUUCGUCAAUUGGCGGGCGAGCCCAAGGCAGGCGAGCCGGGGCGUGUCCUGCCUCCGUUUGAACAGGAGUGGCUAGAUGUGUUCAAUGCUGGACAUGAGCGCCGGAUUCGGAUGUGGCAGAAGGCCAAUGAAGCGGCGGCGAAGAGUAAACUCACUCGAUUCCAAGCAGCCAGCUCACACAGAAUGCUCAUCUCUGGAUCAUCAGCGGCCUUCUGUGCAUUGGCUUUGCCUUUUGCGGCGGCCAAGUCGUUAUGGUCUGAUUCCCCAGGAAAUUAUAGUAGCUUCAUAACCACUGCAUUUCCUCUAGGAAAUGGACGAUUGGGGGCCAUGCCUAUAGGUUCCUACGACAAGGAAAUUGUCAAUCUCAAUGUCGACUCGUUAUGGCGUGGAGGGCCUUUUGAAAGUCCGACAUACUCAGGAGGAAAUCCAAAUGUUUCAAAGGCGGGUGCACUUCCUGGUAUCAGGGAAUGGAUAUUCCAAAAUGGAACAGGCAACGUCUCUGCGCUGCUGGGCGAGUAUCCGUACUACGGAUCGUACCAGGUGUUGGCAAAUCUGACCAUCGACAUGGGCGAAUUGAGCGAUAUUAACGAAUACCGUCGGAACUUGGACUUGGAUUCGGCUCUUUACUCGGACCAUUUCAGCACCGGCGAGACCUAUAUCGAAAGGGAGGCAUUCUGCUCCUAUCCGGAUAAUGUCUGCGUCUACAGACUCAGCUCAAACUCAUCACUACCUGAGAUUACCUUUGGACUGGAGAACCAGCUUACGUCGCCUGCCCCGAAUGUCAGCUGCCACGGGAAUAGCAUCAGCCUUUAUGGCCAGACUUACCCUGUUAUCGGGAUGAUCUACAACGCCAGGGUGACGGUCGUCGUUCCCGGAUCAAGCAAUACGUCUGAUCUCUGCUCUUCGUCAACUGUCAAAGUGCCAGAGGGUGAAAAAGAGGUUUUCCUUGUAUUUGCUGCCGACACCAACUAUGAAGCCUCCAACGGGAAUUCCAAAGCCAGCUUUUCGUUCAAAGGGGAGAACCCGAACAUGAAAGUCCUCCAAACGGCGACCGAUGCUGCCAAAAAGUCCUACUCUGCACUCAAGUCAUCUCAUGUCAAGGAUUACCAAGGCGUUUUCAACAAAUUUGCCCUUACUCUUCCAGAUCCCAAUGGCUCAGCCGACCGUCCAACUACCGAGCUUCUGUCGUCCUACAGUCAGCCUGGAGACCCCUACGUGGAGAAUUUGCUCUUCGACUACGGUCGCUACCUGUUCAUAUCAUCAUCGCGACCAGGAUCCCUGCCGCCAAACUUGCAGGGUCUCUGGACGGAGUCGUAUUCUCCUGCUUGGAGCGGUGACUACCAUGCCAAUAUUAACCUACAGAUGAACCACUGGGCCGUUGACCAAACAGGACUAGGGGAGCUGACUGAGCCCCUCUGGACAUACAUGGCUGAGACAUGGAUGCCUCGAGGCGCGGAGACAGCAGAGUUGCUGUAUGGCACCUCGGAAGGUUGGGUGACGCAUGACGAGAUGAACACAUUUGGACACACAGCCAUGAAAGAUGUCGCACAAUGGGCCGACUACCCUGCUACAAAUGCAUGGAUGUCACAUCAUGUAUGGGACCACUUCGACUAUUCUCAGGACAGUGCCUGGUAUCGCGAAACAGGCUACCCCAUUCUCAAAGGAGCAGCCCAAUUCUGGCUCUCUCAGCUUGUGAAAGAUGAGUACUUCAAGGACGGCACCCUAGUUGUAAACCCCUGCAACUCACCCGAGCAUGGGCCUACAACCUUCGGCUGCACCCACUACCAACAACUAAUCUGGGAACUGUUCGACCACGUCCUCCAAGGCUGGACCGCCUCCGGCGACGACGACACCUCCUUUAAGAACGCCAUCACCUCCAAAUUCUCCACCUUAGACCCAGGCAUCCACAUCGGCUCAUGGGGCCAAAUUCAAGAAUGGAAGCUCGACAUCGACGUCAAAAACGACACCCACCGGCACCUCUCCAACCUCUACGGCUGGUACCCAGGCUACAUCAUCUCCUCCGUGCACGGCUCCAAUAAAACCAUCACCGACGCCGUCGAAACAACCCUCUAUUCCCGCGGCACCGGCGUCGAAGACUCCAACACCGGCUGGGCCAAGGUAUGGCGUAGUGCCUGCUGGGCGCUCCUCAAUGUCACAGACGAAGCAUACUCCGAGCUCUCGCUUGCAAUUCAGGAUAACUUUGCCGAAAACGGAUUCGAUAUGUACUCCGGAUCACCUCCAUUUCAGAUCGAUGCUAAUUUCGGGCUUGUGGGAGCGAUGGUUCAGAUGCUUAUCAGGGACUCGGACCGUUCUAGUGCGGAUGCGAGUGCUGGGAAAACGCAGGAUGUGCUUCUUGGGCCGGCGAUUCCCGCGGCGUGGGGAGGUGGGAGUGUUGAUGGACUGAGACUAAGGGGUGGUGGUGUCGUGAGUUUCAGUUGGAAUGAUAGUGGAGUGGUUGAUUCCUGCAAGGCGGAUCUUUCUGCGAGAGGCAGUGAUGUCUCGCAAGUGAAAUUCUAUGUUGCGGGUGGUAAGGCGAUUAAUUGUUCGUCAUGA